Messenger RNA from Tetrahymena thermophila SB210, 1623 nucleotides. RefSeq lists its product as hypothetical. The transcript has a single exon. The record is from RefSeq and is a predicted model, not a curated record. NCBI's taxonomy places the organism in Eukaryota, Ciliophora, Oligohymenophorea, Hymenostomatida, Tetrahymenidae.
UUAAAAAGCCACUAAAUUAUUUACUAUUUCUAUCUAAAAAAAGUAAAAUUGAAAUAAAAAAAGCAAAAAGAACGAACUUUUAAAAUCAAAUAAAUCUGUGCAAUCACCUCCAUUAAUAAAAUACUCGAUAGCUCAUUUGAUUUUAGACAAAACUCUAAAUAAUUUAUUCAUAUAAAUAAAACAUCAUAAAUGAUUGAAGAUCGCUAAUAACAUAGCUUCAGUUAACUAACUCAAUAAUCUCCAUCACUCACUUUACUUGAGGCUUAAGAGUAAAAUAAUUAACAUCAAUAAAAGAUUUAUGAAGAAUUUAGUGGUGAUUCACUAUCAACAACUCAUAACAAACAAAAUUCAAGCAUAAAUAUUCAUCCGUUGUAAUCUAUUGAAUUUAUAACUGAAGAUAUGGGUUUAGAUGCUAACUGUACUGAUACUCCUAGUUAAUUACAUUUUCUUUAAUAAAAAGCAAUUAAUACCUUAAGCUUAUGUAAAAAAGCUUAAUAAACAAAAUAAAUUGCUGUACAAGCUAACUAUAUAUAUAUCCCAACUUAAUAUUAAUUAAAAAUACUGAAUAGCCCAUCAACACAGUAUACUUAUAAUUUGGGUGGAGAAAUGGUUAUAGAUCUACGCUGGGUAAUGAAUAAUAUGGACGAUGAGACGUUGAAUGGUAUUGAUACUUCAUUUCAUAAAAUGUGUCCUAACACUUACACUCUUUAAAAUAAGUCUUUGAUGCUACAACUUGAACAACGCUAGCAGCCCCUCUUUUAAUUUAAAUUUUUGCCAUAAAUGCUUUAUUCCUUGGGUACUGCUAAAGCCUUACAAAUGGCAAAACUAGUUGAAUAAUACUAACAAUAUGUUGACUAUAAGAGAUAACAACUAUAAAGUAAAUAGGAAGAAAUUAAUGAAAUUGAUAAAACAACAAGAAGAGAAAGUUCUUAUUAAAACGCAAAAGCUAUUUUAUCAAAGCAAAACCCUAAUGAAUUCUUUUGUUCAUACAUUGGUUUUGGAGAUGAAGAAGAUUUUUACACUCAAAAAGCAUAGUGUUUUAGUCCUUUGCUGCUUGAAAUUUUGGGGGUGUCCUCUGAAGAAAUGGCUAAAAUUGCUCUUCGUAAGGGCAGUAUUUCAUUUUUUGACUGGAAAACUUAAUUUAAUAUUUCAAUGGGUCGCUUGAUGAUGGUAAGUAAAGAAAAUUCAUAAAGAGGAUAUCAGAAAUAAGAAGUUGAAAUUAUGACUUUUGAUGGGUUUAGAAUAAAAUCUACGAUUUAAUUUGAGUAUUAUCCAUUAAAUCAAAACCUUCUACCUUAUUCUAAUUAAGGCAGUUCAGAAGUAAAGUAUCUUCUUAUAGAUUAUCUAGUAAUAAUGAAAUUCUCUUUUCAUCCACUCGCAUUAAGAUAACUGAUGCUAUAUCGCUAAUCAGAUGCAUCAAAGACCUAUAAGUAAAGUCAAUUAGAAGAGGAAUUUUAAGAAAGUGUCUUCUCUUCUAUGUUUUUAGAAAAAUAUUAUGAAAAAGAACUAGAAAAUCUUGGAUAAAAAAAGAAAAAAAUUAGAAAAACAAAAGCUAAAGCUUAAGAAGAAAUGUCUUACUUCUCAAAGCUGUAAAAAAAUAAAUUUUAGAUUUCUUAAAAUUGA